CUCUCUCAGGAGUGAAAGUAGACUGAUAACUCAAUUUUAGGCCAUGGAUGACAUCGAGAUCACAGAGGACAGAGACAAACUGAAGCGAAACGUUGUGAAGGUGAUGCAGUGUGUAGCCACCAUCUCGUCCGCAGCCGCUGUGGUGAACCCCAUCUUCGGUGUGGUAGGCUCACUGAUUCGCGUCAUCCUCCACCAUGUGGAUGACGAGGAUAUUCAGACCCUUCGACGCGAGUUUGUCAGCGUGAACCGAUCACUGGAUGAGGUUUCGAGGCAAAACCAUGGCAUCUUGCUCCAGAUCAGGAAGGAGACGCUGGACGGGCAAUACAACCAAGUAGAGAACAACCUACGCAACCAGUUCCGUAAGUUCAUGGAGUUUGUGAAUGCACGACCCGAGCACGUGGAGGGCAAGCGCGACGAUUUUGAGGAAAGCUUUGCCAACGACUUGGGUGACCAGAACCUGCACACACUCUACGAUGGUGUAAUGGGCAAGCCCAAGCUGUUCAGCCGGCCCAUCCUCGACGUCUACAUGACUUACUCUAAAGGAGAGAAGGGAGUGAUGGAGCACCUGUGCACACACAUCACCUACCUGUUCUGCAUCGGCCUCAUCCCUCUGAUGGGUUACGCCGCGAUCAUCGGUGAUGACGAAGAGGGCCUGAGAGAGGAAUGGGCUGCGAAGAUGGAGGAAGUUCAAGAGAAGAUGCAGGAGAUGCUUAGGAAGUGCAAGUGAUUCCUUUCCAAUCUCAGACACACACACACACACACACACACACACACACACACACACACACACGAGGACUCCUUAUGUAUUCCAUAAAGGUCUAUACGGUAUGGGUUUUUUUUUUUUUGGUGUUCACUCUCUCUCCCUAACUGUCAUGUAUUGCUGUUUUUUUUUUACUGACUCACUCACCUCAUCAUCCGCUUUGUUUUUUUUAUACAAUGUCUUAUAUCAAUUCAGCUGUACACAUUGCCCCUGGAAAGAGAAUGACCGCUCAGGUGGCACAUAAUAGUCUCAGCCUGUCCACCUGAAGACUGAACUGAUAACUUUAAAACCAAAGAGCCAACAAAUUUCAUACCCAUAAAUUUUCCACCUGAAUCUCUUUUCUUUUGUACAUCUUAUGUGUGUGUUAUUUUUACACCCAUAUACAUUAAUAUAUGAGUGUAUUUUCAUGUCGAUGGAAAUAUUUUAAAAAAUACGGUGUGGAAAGGAUUAUUUUUUUUGGAGAGGUUUAAAAGUAUACUCGUGGACGUGGCCCAAUUGUCAGUAUGGUGUGUGACUAUUAUGACACCGACUAAGCAAAAUUAACACUCAGUGUUCGUUAAUUUUAAAUGUUACAAACAGAUUCUCAUCUUGACAUUAGACUUUUGCACUUUUAGAUGGUUAAUAUCUGAAGAUUCCAGAAAUGAUAUCUAAUUGUAGGACUUAAUUUGGACACACUCUCACACACUUUCAAAAUGUAGUUUUUUGCACCAAAACCAUCAACAAUCACUACGUAUUUUGUGUGCGUUUGUGUGAGGUUAAAGUUACUGUCACGUUAAUACCCAGUUGUUUGUAACUGGUUUUUCCAAAUCCAGUCAUUCAACAGUACUUCCUGCACUUCCCGCACUAUCUAAACCAUCUUAAAAACAAAGAAUGUUAUGUAUUUGGUGUUGUGAACACUAAUUAAUGUUCAACCACUUCAGUUUUUCGAAUGUAGAAUCAUGAAGAACUCCCCGAAUUAACACUACGCUCUUAUGACUACUGCAUGCGUUUGCUCGUUACCUUAAAAUGUAAUAACACUAAAGAUAAACACUUAAGCUAUAUGAGGCAAACACUCUAAACAGCCCAAAUUUACUGAUAUCUAAAAACUACAAAUCUUUAGAGGAGAUUAAGGAUUAAGGUGUAGGAUUAAGCAGUCAGUCCUAUAGUUACCGUUAACAUACACGCUCUGAUUUGCUUCACAGCUGUUUGUGUUGAGGAACAGAAUCUGGCUCAUAAUUAUAUUUAGACUUGCAUUAACUACCUCCUGCAUCCAUUCAGAACAAACUGCAUAAAGUGCAUACUCAUCUUCCAUUAGCCUUUUACUGAACCGUGCAAUUAGUGCCUCCUGAAUAUAUUACACACUUACUUACCUGUUCCUUCGAUCAUAUUUCUCUUUGUCCCAUGAAUGCAUUACUCUCUCUUUACUCUUCUCUGUGUAGGAUCAAAUAAAAUGUAGAUGUCCUUUAAACAUGUCAUGCCUACAUAUACACUAGAAAGGUCUAUAUACAUGCUUGUAAUCCUUGCACUUUUAAACUGAGAACAGUUAUCAAUCUUAUCUGAGAAUCAGCUCACAGUCUCUGGUCAGUCCAAAUGUGGUUAAUUGGUGUGAAAUGCUUUAAGGACCAGGGAUCGUCUAUGAGUAUUUUUUAGUUGCUGAUCAAUGUUGUAUAAAAAAAUAUGCACUACCAAUAAAGAUAUGAAUAUAUUAAUGAA
Molecule: messenger RNA, 2452 nt
Organism: Tachysurus fulvidraco (yellow catfish)
Lineage: Eukaryota; Metazoa; Chordata; Actinopteri; Siluriformes; Bagridae
Product: protein rapunzel-like
Exons: 2
Coding region: 44-727 (227 amino acids)
Source: RefSeq, a predicted model, not a curated record